UCUAAAAUAGAUCCACAAUUUGGAUUCAUUUUUAUUUUGGAUUUCGCACGUUUUUCUUUUCAAAAGUGAUUGAUAUAUCGAUAAAAUGACUACGACCAAUACGGAAACAGCAGGAACAUCGACAAAAGUUGAUUCGAUAACAUCGACAACUGGUAAUAACAACAACAACAACAACAACAUGGUUACCGUAUCGAAUGUAGCCGAAAUAUUUCAUGCUGCUGGUUAUGCAUUCAAAAAACUAAGCGAACUAAUUCAAUCGAUGGAUCCUACCAAUGAUCCAACUAUAUCGGCAACCGUCAACAACAACAAUGGUGGCGAAAGCGAUUAUCAAACACAUUGGGAACCAGCCGAUGUUGAACAUUUUAGUUCGAUUGUCACUACAUUUACCGAAGAUCUUAAUCAAUUGGCCGAAAAUUUGAAAACCAAAAUGGGUAAUCGUUUACGUGAGGAACACGCGGAAGCAAAAAUGCAAACAUUAUCAUCAAAACAACAAGAAUUGAUUCAAUCUACCACUACCACCACCAACAACAACAAUUCACCAUCGUCAUGAUCAUCAUAAUAAUCAUCAUUAGAUUAAAAUAAAAUCAAA
Molecule: messenger RNA, 589 nt
Organism: Dermatophagoides pteronyssinus (European house dust mite)
Lineage: Eukaryota; Metazoa; Arthropoda; Arachnida; Sarcoptiformes; Pyroglyphidae
Source: RefSeq, a predicted model, not a curated record